UUCAGCACUAGAUUCAAACAGCAGAGCGAGGCAAGGCUGAACCAAGAAAAGGAAAAGUAGAGAAGGAACUAAGCAAAAGAAGAAGCAGAAACUUUACUUUUACACAGUGCAUCAGGCUUUAUUAGACAGCUUUCUGAAGGACAGUCCUAUCCUUUAGUGUUAAUUGUUGCAGAAUUUGUAAAAGGCAAAAUGAUGAGCAGUAAAGUCUUCGCCACAUCUAUUGUGGUGCUCCUGGCGUUCCUGGCCAUCAGUGAAGGGAUGAGUCUGAGAAGCCUGGGAGUGGAGCUGCACUGUCGCUGCAUCCAAACAGAGAGCAAACCCAUCGGCCGCCACAUUGGGAAGGUGGAGCUGAUUCCUGCUAACUCCCAUUGCGAGGAGACUGAGAUCAUUGCCACUUUGAAAAAGACAGGCCAAGAGGUUUGCCUGGACCCCGAGGCUCCCUGGGUGAAGAAAGUGAUUCAGAAGAUUCUGUCCAACAGAAGACGUUGAACAGAUGGAGAUGUGUUUCACGAGUCUGAGCUGUUAGACAAAGAAAAGUACCAAGAAGUAUUUGAGUUUGAUGAAAUGAUAAAGUCAUCACACUUCUCUCAUUUCAAUACCAGAAGACUGCUUGAUGUCAUUCUUAAUCAACUGUUGUAACUGACAACAGAAUUCAACCUCUAAGAUUGUUUGUAUCAAACACACUAUUUAUUAUUAUUAUUCUUGUUUUUCGGGCACUCAUGUUUGUUACAGUUCUUUAACUUAUGUGUUUAACAUAUUUAUUAAUGUAUUUAUGAAAUGUACUAGUAUCUGGAUUAAAUAAAGAAGUUCAAAUGAAAUUGCAAA
Molecule: messenger RNA, 825 nt
Organism: Dicentrarchus labrax (European seabass)
Lineage: Eukaryota; Metazoa; Chordata; Actinopteri; Moronidae
Product: permeability factor 2
Exons: 4
Coding region: 190-489 (99 amino acids)
Biological process (GO): inflammatory response; antimicrobial humoral immune response mediated by antimicrobial peptide; chemokine-mediated signaling pathway
Cellular component (GO): extracellular region
Molecular function (GO): CXCR chemokine receptor binding; chemokine activity
Source: RefSeq, a predicted model, not a curated record